UGUGGCACAAAUACAAAAUACGAAACUCCCAGACUUAACCGCUAAGCUUCCCUUCAAUCCGUUCCCUAUAAAAAACCAAAACAACAAACAAAUUUUCAUCACUCAUUCUUUUUUUCUUCUUCUUUUCAAUAUGGUUGUUGUUAUAACCGAAGAAGAAGGUGUUGAAUUUCAUGAUCUACCUGAAGGUUGCAUUGAAAACGUUCUUUCUUUCACAACACCACGUGAUGUUGCGAGACUCUCUUUGGUUUCAUCAACUUUCAGAUCUGCCGCUGAAUCUGAUUCCGUUUGGGAUAAAUUCUUGCCAUCUGAUUAUCACUCGAUUAUCUCUAAAUCUGAUGCGGAAAUUGAUAAUUCACUUUCUGUUCUUCCUAAGAAGGAUCUUUAUGUUAAUCUCACUCAGAAACCGCUUCUUAUAGAGAAUGGCAAAAAGAGUUUUCAAUUGGAUAAAGUUGAUGGGAAGAAAUGCUAUAUGUUAUCGGCGAGGAGUUUGUUUAUUGUAUGGGGAGAUACUCCGAGGUAUUGGAGGUGGAUUCCUGAUCCAGAUUCAAGGUUUCCCGAAGCAGCUGAACUUGUGAGUGUGUGUUGGUUUGAAAUCAGGGGCUGGAUCAGCACUAUCAUGUUAUCUCCAAAGACUUUGUACGGAGCAUACCUUGUAUUUAAGUCGAGUGCUGCUGGAGCCUUUGGAUUUGAAUAUCAGCCAUGUGAAGCCUCCAUUGACAUUGCUGGAGGCGAUACUGUGGAGCGAAAUGUAUUCUUGGAUGCGGGAAGAGGACGAAGGCUAAGAUACCAGAUUGUUCCUCGCUCCCGCACUACUGGGAUAUUAACUCGACUUCGAUCUCCUGUAGAAGCACCAGUCGAACCGACAGAAAGUGUAGCCGAUCUGCGGAAGUAUCCAAAGGAGAGAGCAGAUGGAUGGUUGGAGAUGGAACUGGGAGAGUUCUUCAAUGAAGGAGGAGAUGAUAAGCAGGUGGACAUAGGUGUUUGUGAGGUCAAAGGUGGUGGUUGGAAGGGUGGUCUUGUUGUUCAAGGAAUUGAAAUAAGGCCUAAGACUAAAUCAUGUUGAAAGAAUGACUAAAACCAAGUUAACAUGUUUCGCACAGACUUCAAACGUGCGGUGCACAUCCAAACACAGACUUCAAUUUUUGUCACAUGUCUUUUGUAUUAGGAUCUGUUUAUGUGAUAUUGUCAUCCUCAUCUUCAUGUGAGUACAGACAAAUCCAAGCUUAUGCAUAGAUCUUCCUAUUAAGAGUAUGUUUCUUCCUAAAUGCAGUCAAUGCUGACAACAUUAGCAUCUCCAUUAAGGGAUGUCACCCCAAUCAAUAGGAAUUGGGAGUGAUGAUGUUUGUAACUUUUUUUUUUUUUUUUGAAGGAAGUAACUUUUUUACUUGGUCAUAUUUAUUUAAAUUAAUAAUUAUAAAUAAACUAUAUAGUUGUAUUUU
Medicago truncatula (barrel medic) is the source of this 1439-nucleotide messenger RNA. RefSeq names its product putative F-box protein PP2-B12. The record is from RefSeq and is a predicted model, not a curated record. The coding region runs from base 131 to 1063 and encodes 310 amino acids. Gene Ontology annotation, molecular function: protein binding. NCBI's taxonomy places the organism in Eukaryota, Viridiplantae, Streptophyta, Magnoliopsida, Fabales, Fabaceae. The transcript has 3 exons.